AUAUAAAUUUUAUGCUCCAUCGCUUUAAGAAUUUACGCACUAAGCAAAACUUCCUUUGAAGUCAGAUUCAGUCUCAGAAAAAGCUUUUAAGAUAUUUCUCUACAAGUUUUGGUAUUGAUCCGACUAUCUACUCUGUCAUCACUGGAUUUGGAAAGUCAGCUGUGGCUAUUAUCAGAGUCUCUGGCAGAGACACUUAUAAAUGUCUGAAUUUACUCGAGGAAUCAUCUGAAAGAGGCCAGAAAUAUCUUGAAUCUUUGACUAAAGAUGAGACUUUGAAGAAAUACAGAGUCAAGCCAAGGUAUAGCCACUACCGAUCUUUUUACGACAUUUUCUCUCGAAAUUGGCCUAAACAGAUGGACUCAGGUCUUCUGAUAUACAAUGUUGCACCUCAUAGCUUUACUGGAGAGGACACUGUUGAGUUUCAUCUACAUGGAAGUAUGAUGGUUAAGCAGCUGAUGCUUCGAUCUCUUUCGAAAUUUCCCAAUUAUAGGCAAGCUGAACCAGGAGAAUUCACUAAAAGGGCGAUGUUUAAUGGAAAGUUAGAUGCUCUUAAAGCAGAAGCCAUAAAUGACCUGAUCAAUGCUGAGUCUGAAAAUCAACAUUAUCAGUCAAUCAAGCAGUUAGGAGGGAGACAUAGCCUGAUUUUUGAAGAAAUUAGAGAGGAAAUCAUCAAAAUUAUGGCCCAUGCAGAAGCCUUUAUUGAGUUUGAAGAAGAUGAAGAUGAUGUAGAGCAGGAAGUCAUGGCCCAAGUCUCUCAAAGAGUCAAGAAGCUUCUUCUGACUCUCAAAGGAUACCUUGAUGAUAAUGGCAUUGGAGAGAUUAUUAGGGAAGGUGUCAAAAUUGCAAUUGCUGGUCCUCCAAAUGCAGGGAAGUCAAGUCUUAUCAAUGAACUUGCGAAAAGUGAUGUUGCCAUAGUUUCUGAUAUUCCAGGGACAACAAGAGACCCAAUCUCUGUAAAUCUAAAUAUCUCCUUGAACUCCAAGGAAAAUUUGAGCCAUUACGGUUCACAAAUGGUCACUGUGACUGAUACAGCUGGGCUUAGGUCUACAGAGAAUCCUAUUGAGAAAAUGGGAAUUUCUAAGACACUUUCCCUUGUGUCUUCUUCGCAAUGAAUCUAUUUACUCUCAAUGGAGAAUUUGGAGCUUGUUGGGUCAAACUUCAAGGUUAGGGAUCUUGAAGUCGAGGAUCAACUUCUCCAAGUUCUACAGAAGAACAAGGAGGCUGUUCUUGUUGUCAAUAAGGUUGAUCUGAUUCCAGAAGUAAUCGAUGUCUCACAAGUUCUUCUAAGAACAGGGGUGAGACUCACUCCUAUUCUUUGAUCAGUAACUGCUGGUACGAACCUAAAAGAUGUUCAUGAUGCAAUCAAGAAUUUAGUUUCGAAGUCCCUUGAAACUUCCCAUCAGGAUGUGAUCAUCACUCGGGAGAGACAUCGGGUUCUUCUUGAAGAAGCUGUAAUGUUCUUGGAAAGGUUCCUCAAGCAACCACAGAUAGAUAUGGUAGAAGAACUCAGAAUAGCAAUGUAUUCCAUCAGCAAGAUUUUAGGCCAUAUUGACAUUGAGGAGAUUUAUGACACCUUAUUCCAUGACUUUUGUAUUGGAAAAUAACAUUCAGCUUUAA
Molecule: messenger RNA, 1617 nt
Organism: Moneuplotes crassus
Lineage: Eukaryota; Ciliophora; Spirotrichea; Euplotida; Euplotidae
Source: the annotation of a GenBank genome assembly